Cucumis melo (muskmelon) is the source of this 2530-nucleotide messenger RNA. RefSeq lists its product as uncharacterized. The record is from RefSeq and is a predicted model, not a curated record. Lineage: Eukaryota; Viridiplantae; Streptophyta; Magnoliopsida; Cucurbitales; Cucurbitaceae. The transcript has 3 exons. Bases 726 to 2270 code for a protein of 514 amino acids.
GCCCCUAACAAAGAAGGGGCUUUAUCCGUAAUUCCUUAAAGAUUCGUGCCUCUUUUAGUUAUAUUCGAUUUUCGGAUAACCUUCUUCUAACAAAAACCAAACCCUAGUUUUGGUCAUCGUCAAAUCGCCGCCGCCUCUUUCCAUUCUCACCUUUUUAUUCUUUUUCCCCUUCAUCCUUCUCUAUCCAACGCUCCGAUCUGUUUUUCUUUAUUAGAUCUGUUUCUGUCUCCUCUUCCUCUUCACAUCCAUCCCAAUUUUUCCCGUUUUACUCUUCUUUUUACGUUUUUCGUCGUACCUCUUCAUCGAAUCCCCGAUCCUUGGGGGUAAUCGGAGAUCUGUUGUUUCCGAUUCCGGUUCUGGUUUUGGUUUUUUGUUUUUGAUUUUUUUUAAAUUUUUGUAAAUUAUUUUCAAUCAUUUGACGGACUUAGAUCUGGAAUUUCUUUUUGUUCUUUUCCUGGGGUCGUUUAUUCCAUCAAUUUAUCGUAAAUCGCUGCUCUCGAUUUCUUUGAUUUUGUGAUUCUGGUGCAUAAGCGAAAUCUAGGGUUAGGGUUUCUGCGUUUUAGGGAUUUUAUUUUAUUUUGACGAAAAUAAAUUGGGGUUAAUUCAAUUUUCUUGGAAUAAUCGCAAUUCUUCGGCCAAUUACCUGUAUACCCGAGCUCCGUUUGUCUGAAUCGUCCGUUGAUACGACGACUGUUUUAGAGAUCACAAUUGGUGGUACUUCCAAAAUGGUGCAGAAACAGCCUUUCGAUGAUGGAGAGCCACUGGAGAUCUCUUCCAAGCGCUUGAAACAAGUGGUUGAACAGAGCAAUCAAAUACUGUCAUUUUCAGAAUCUGUUAUCCCUGAAGAUUCUCUACAAUAUCAUUAUGCUCUAGGGGAUGAAUUUCAAAAGAACGAUACAGAAAGUGAUGAAAAGCAUUCAAGUGGAGUUUUCUCAGAGCCUCAUGGAAGCAGUGAUGACUUCGAUACUAGUGUUCCUCAUUGCUUAUCCUUCUCCUCUGGCACGAACAACAAUAAGACCCUUGAAGAGGGUUCCCCAUCUAAAUCUCCUCCACAUUAUUCUAUUUCCUCAGAAUUUUUUAACCCUGUAAAUCAUCAGCGAAGAAUACUGACGUACUGUGAAGAAAUAUAUUCUCUACUGUUAGACCAUGCUCCUCAAAAAUCUGUUUCCAUUGGUCCCGAGCAUCAAGCUAUUGUUCCACCGUGGAGACCACGGGAGGCGCCUGGGUCAGAUUCGAAGUCUAAUUUUACAGGUGACGAAUAUGAGAAGAGGUUGACUGGUACAUGCAUUAUUCCAAUGCCAGACCUGGAUUCAUCCAUCAGUAGUGGUCAAGAAGUUGGGAGUGGAAGAGCAGCUUGCAGCUGUGAGGAUUCUGGGUCUGUUGGAUGUGUUAGUACGCACAUUGCAGAAGCAAGAGAGCAGCUUAAAAGUUCUGUUGGACCAGAUAGGUUUGCGGAUCUUGGGUUUUCUGAAAUGGGAGAGCAACUAGCGCAGAAAUGGAGUGAAGAAGAAGAACGGUUGUUUUAUGAGGUUGUCUUUUCCAAUCCAGUUUCACUGGGGAAAAACUUCUGGAGCGAUCUUUCUGUUGUGUUUGCUUCCAAAUCUAAAAAGGAGAUUGUUAGCUAUUACUUCAACGUCUUUAUGCUUCGAAGGCGAGCAGAGCAGAACAGAUGUGACUCAUUAAACAUUGAUAGUGACAAUGAUGAGUGGCCAGGAUCUGAUGAUUAUGGUGAUAAUGAACCUGGAAUGACAGAAGAGGAUGAUGACUCUGUUGUUGAAUCACCACUACAUGAUGUUGGAUCUUGUUUUGAUCGUAGCAGGGAAGAUGAAUUGCAAGAGUAUGACGAGGAUAUUGCUGAUGAAAGAUUUGAUGAUAAUGAAAGUGGGGGAAUUGGUAAUUGUUUUAAUAAUUGUGGCUCCAGUCCCACGCUUCAGGACAAAAUUCCCCACGAUGAAAGGGGAGGAGAACACGAAGUUCAAGACGAUUCUUGUACAUCAUCUGACACAUUUCCAGCAACCCAAGAACUUCCAGCCAAGACGGAGCAUUGCGAUCAAUGGCUAAGUAGCUUUACGGGGCCAAACAAUAGCGUUGGUCUUGGUCAUGAGCCAUCAUCAGUUCAGGAGCAUUGUGAUGCUAAAGUGUGGGACGUUGGAUACUUGACUUGUUCCAAAAGUGAAGUUGACUUCUUGCCAACCAGCAGUAUGAUUGAAGAAGUUUUCGGAGACGAUUCAAGUAACUACAAGGCAAGGGAUGGGAAGAACUUGAGUUAGUUGCAGCUCGAGUUAUCAUAACCAUGAAUGGUAAAUUGAAAUGGGAAAAAAAUUCCUUUCUUUUUACUCUCAUGAGGGUCAAUCACCCAAAAUUUUUCUCCUGCAUAUAAAUAGCGGAUAGGAAGAGUUGCAAUUUUACUUUUUCAUCAAGCCAAGAUGUGGCUACAUUCCCUGUAAGGAGAGAUGGUAUAGUUGAAACGCAAUUGGUUUUCCUCCAAGAAUGUCAUCUCUUGAUCAUAAAUGAAAAGUAAUUGGACUCA